AUGCUGCCAGUUAACACUGCUGUUGUCGGUCGUUCGCUGGGUGGCAACCGUCAGGCAAUAACGCAGCACGACCGACCGACCGACCGAGCGACGACGAAAACCGAAGACGUCGCCCUCCAAAAUGCAACGGGCACACAGAUGAAAACUCUGCAGACCGGCAUUCCGAUUCGAGCAAUCAGCGAAUUCAGUCGCAAACGAUUACGUUCAGUCGGUUGUUUCAAAUGA
This is a messenger RNA of Soboliphyme baturini, 225 nucleotides long. The record is from the annotation of a GenBank genome assembly. Lineage: Eukaryota; Metazoa; Nematoda; Enoplea; Dioctophymatida; Soboliphymatidae.